Molecule: messenger RNA, 924 nt
Organism: Neocloeon triangulifer
Lineage: Eukaryota; Metazoa; Arthropoda; Insecta; Ephemeroptera; Baetidae
Exons: 4
Coding region: 76-924 (282 amino acids)
Molecular function (GO): NAD+ poly-ADP-ribosyltransferase activity
Source: RefSeq, a predicted model, not a curated record
UUAUAUUACUAACAUUAGCUCGAAGUCCCAUCGGUCCUCAAUGGGUUGCAGCCUUGUGAGAAACACGAUGAAAUUAUGUGUGAACUUUGUGUUCGCUCGAUCAUUUUGGGUAGAGUCACUUUGGGCAAGAUGAUGACAGCUUCCAAAGCCACUCCUCACCCUCCACCUCAAGGCUAUGACUCUGUUUAUGGAAAGCCCUUAAAACAUUUCCUGCGCUACCCCGAGUACGUCAUCUACAAGGAAGAUCAGGUUUACCCUGAAUUUCUGAUCCACUAUAGGGCAAUACUGCAGGAAAUCGAGGACGACAAGAGUGAAUCAUCGUCUCAAAGUGAUCUAGGCGAUCAUAAUGAUGAAAGCUCGGAAAGCUCCUCAUUUGGGUCCGGAAAUGAGAGCUCUUUCGAAAGUGACUCGACGACAAGCAGUUUCUCCUCCAGUGACUUGCAGGAUGGAAAAGAUCAAAACCACUCUGAGGACAAAGGGAAGACAAGGCAUAGAGCUUGCCUGGAAAAAUUGCGAGUUCGAAUGCAGAGCAUGGAGGAGAAAAGUCUAGCCCUGAUGAUGAAGAAGCGUGCUCAAAAAAACCUCUUGGUAAGAUGCAAGGCUGAAAGCUGUUGCGCCGAGAAGACCAUCGGUUGCACUCCCAAGGAUCCUACGUUCAAGAAGGUGCAGGAAAUUUUUGCCAAGCUUCCUGCCACUCUUUUAGAGCUUGAUGAUAUGAAGACUGGUCUCGAGAGCCACCUGGAGUUUAGGAAGAGUGCUGCUGAUGAGAAUGUAAGUCGGCCUUCCGGUCGUCCUCGGAGGAGCCAACGCCGAGACAGGCCAGCGGUCAGGGCCUUCGGACAGCUCGGACGGGUGCGAAGGGAUCGGACGGGAGUUGCCCGAAACUGCACCAACUGGGUGUCCCGGUGUCCUGCGAACAAAUAG